Molecule: messenger RNA, 1909 nt
Organism: Anarrhichthys ocellatus (wolf-eel)
Lineage: Eukaryota; Metazoa; Chordata; Actinopteri; Perciformes; Anarhichadidae
Gene: dld
Product: deltaD
Exons: 7
Coding region: 999-1886 (295 amino acids)
Biological process (GO): pyruvate metabolic process; 2-oxoglutarate metabolic process
Cellular component (GO): oxoglutarate dehydrogenase complex; mitochondrion
Molecular function (GO): dihydrolipoyl dehydrogenase (NADH) activity; flavin adenine dinucleotide binding
Source: RefSeq, a predicted model, not a curated record
AUUGUGAUAUUUAUGUGAUACAGAUGAUGAUAAUAUAUUAAUCUUCAGAAUGAGGGAUUUCUUCAGUGUUGCUCCUUCACGUCUUUAAUUAUGGAGGAAACAUUAAAUCUCUUCACAUUUUAACAUCAGUUAGAAUAAAGUUCACAACCAGCCUGAACAUUUAGUAACAGGUUUAUUUUAACGUACUCUUAAUUUGUUUGUUUAUUCUAUUGUACUUUUUCAUACGUUUUAUUUUUUAACCAAAUUCCAUAUAUGUGCAAACGUACUUUGUAAUAUUCUCAUUCUGACAUCUGUGCAAAAGCCCAAAAAAACCAAAUUCACAUUAUUUAUUAUUUUAACAGAUGAGCGUCUACAACUAUAACUCUAGAGUUAUAGUUCAUGUUACAGAUUAUUUUAACCUAAUAUCUUGAUGGAGAUAUUUCAGCGAUAUUGUCGAGUUGACUAUCGAUGAUUUAACUAAAUAUUUACCCGAUGAUAUUUUAUGAUAAAUGAUCAUCAGUGAUGUGGAUGUGAGGACGAAUGAUAGAAGUUACACGUUACUGUAAUUCAGCCUUUAAGAGCAGGAAAAGAUGACGUUUAUAUUAUUAUUAUUAUUAUCACCAUAUAGACAUCGAUAUAAAACCGAUGUAUUGUCCAGCACUAAUUCAUGUUAACACACAAAUCUAUUAAAUAUUCUUUGCUUUACAAAUUCUGAAUAAUAUUUCAACCCUGAUAAGAUGAAUUUGUGCUCGUUUGAUAAUUGUUAUCGUGCUGUAAACUAAUUCAUUAAAUAAUUAUUUCAUCCUGAGUGUUUCUUAUAAAGUCUGCAGACAGCAGGAUGUAAAGUUGUUCACACAUUUACAACAACAGUUUGAUCCACGUUUUCAGAACAUUAACGUAUUGUUUUUAAUCUUGUAUCUGAGGGUUGUUUCUUUCUUAUCCUCGCUGAUGGAAAACACACAAUAUUCACGAUUAAUAUAUUAUAUUUAUGAUAAAUAAUGCAGCUCUCCUGUUAACACAUGAACGUACUUUCUAUCCCUUUUCAGGCGGUGUGUGUGGAGAAGAACGCCACGCUGGGUGGAACCUGUCUGAACGUCGGCUGCAUCCCCUCAAAGGCUCUGCUCAACAACUCCUACUUCUACCACAUGGCUCACGGCAAGGACUUCGAAAGCAGAGGCAUCGAAAUUUCAGGGCUCUCGUUAAACCUGGAGAAGAUGAUGGCUCAGAAGAGCGGAGCCGUCAAAGCUCUGACCGGAGGAAUCGCUCAUCUAUUCAAACAGAACAAAGUGAUCCACGUUAACGGGUACGGGAGGGUGAGCGGUAAGAACCAGGUGACGGCCGUGGCAGCAGACGGCAGCGAGCAGGUGAUCAACACCAAGAACAUCCUGAUCGCCACCGGCUCUGAGGUCACACCUUUCCCUGGGAUCCAGAUCGAUGAGGAGAGCAUCGUGUCGUCUACAGGAGCUCUGUCCCUGAACACGGUUCCAGAGGAGAUGAUCGUGAUCGGAGCCGGAGUCAUCGGAGUGGAGCUGGGGUCCGUUUGGCAGCGUCUGGGCUCCAAAGUCACAGCGGUGGAGUUCCUCGGCCACGUGGGCGGCAUGGGCAUCGACAUGGAGAUGGCCAAAAGCUUCCAGCGCAUCUUGCAGAAGCAGGGCCUCAAGUUCAAGCUCGGCACCAAAGUCAUGGGAGCCACCAAGAGGCCCGACGGCAAGAUCGAUGUGGCGGUGGAGGCGGCGGCCGGAGGGAAGAACGAGACUCUGACGUGCGACGUGCUGCUCGUCUGUAUCGGCAGACGACCGUUCACACAGAACCUGGGUCUGGAUUCUGUCGGCAUCGAGCUGGACAACAGAGGACGCAUCCCCGUCAACAACCGCUUCCAGACCAAAGUCCCCAGGUACCACGAGUGACCGGAGAACAAUUGAACCUUCUA